AUGGGUCAACAAUAUUGGAUUAUAUUGACUAGUGAUAAAGUGGUUGGUGAACUUUUACAAAAGCGUGGUGGAAAAUAUUCAACUCGUAUACCAAGUUAUUAUUUGUAUAAUAUAAUGACCCGAGGAAAGAGUUAUGUCAGCUGUCCAUAUAAUGAGAGGUAUAAAAUGCUUACCCCUAUUAUUCAUGGAAUUCUGGACCAACGCAAUGUUAAAAAAAAAUCUAAAUUACUAGAUGAUGAAUUUCAUAUUCUCAUGCAAAACCUUUGCAAAGCUUCAAUUACAUCAAAAGAUGGUUUUUAUCCUAAAUAUUAUUUUCAUCUUACAAGUUUAAACAUUAUAACCCUUUUAUGCUUAAACAUGCGUACAGAAAGUGUGGAUGAUCCAUUUUAUACUGAAUUUGAAGAUUUAAUGAGAAAACGGUUUGAUUUGGUUAAAGCAACAAAUAGAUUAUCUGAAUUUUUUCCAAUAUUGAAGUUGUUUCCAAAAAAUAAAUUAUAUAAUAAUUUAAUUGAGAAUAGAAAAAAUGUUGAAGCUCUUUACAGAAAAUUGAUCAAGGAUGUUAUAGAUGAUAAAGAUGAGAAGCCAUGUGUUAUUAGAGAUUUACUUCAUAAAAAGGACGAGGGAAUCCUUGAUGAGCUAGACGUUAUUUAUAUAAUGGAUUCGUUGUUUUCUGGUGGAACUGACACAGUUUCAGCAAGUUUAACAUGGCUUACUGCUGCUUUAGCUAAUAAUCCUCAAAUUCAAUCUAAAGCUCAUCACGAACUUGAUCGAGUAAUUGGUCAAUCUCGUCUACCAGAAGUUUCUGAUGAACCAAAUAUUCCUUACAUACGUGCUAUAAUUAAAGAAGGUCAAAGAUAUUGUGGCCCAAUUUAUCUAGGUAUACCUCAUGGCAUUGAAGAGGAUGACGAAUAUAAUGGAUAUCAUAUUCCAGCAAAUUCUGUGGUAAUUUUAAAUCAGUAUGGAAUUCAUAUGGAUGAGAAAAGAUAUGAGAACCCCAAAGAGUUUAAACCUGAAAGAUUUUUAGGAUUUACAGAAAGUAGUGAAACUUUAGCAAAAGGAAAUUAUGAGCAUAGAGACCAUUUCGGGUUUGGAGCAGGAAGGAGACUUUGCAGUGGAAUUCAUAUGGCAUGCCGAUGUGAUGAAACUGGUAGAUGUUAUUGUUGGUAUGAUUCCAAGGAUACUUAUUAUGAAAAAAUUAGAAAUACAUCUUCAUAUAUACACGAGCACGAUUUCGAAUAUGGAUAUAGAUCUGAAUUUUCUGUGAAUGAUUAUGAA
Dentiscutata heterogama is the source of this 1275-nucleotide messenger RNA. NCBI's taxonomy places the organism in Eukaryota, Fungi, Glomeromycota, Glomeromycetes, Diversisporales, Gigasporaceae. The record is from the annotation of a GenBank genome assembly.